AUGGAGGAGGGGAGGUCCAAGCGCGCCAUAGUGCCCCGCGGGGGGCACAAAUUCAAAAGCGCGCUCGACAAACUCAAGGAGCUGAAGAAGUCGGGCGCCAAGCAGGUGGAUAGCUUCGAACUGCGCGAGGAGGAGGCCAUCUACGACGAGCUCGACGCCGCCGGCUAUGCCAAGCUCGUGCAGAAGCGGCGGGAGGAGGGAGGAGGCUUUGUGAUCGACAAGGACGGCCUGGGAUAUGUGGAUGUUGGCGAGGAGGAUGACUGGGGCGCAGAGCAGCAGGAGGAGGAGCAGGCGGAGGGCGAGGGCGGCGGCGAGGGCAAGGGCAAGAAGGGCGCGGCCGGCGGCAAGCGCAAGGCGGCCGCGGAGCCAGUGCCAGGCGCCCGCGUGCGCAUGCAGCGCAUGUUCCAGACCGCCCAGGCAAAGGCCAAGCCCAGGGCAGCCGUGGAUGACGCCUCAGCAGAUGCGCUGCUGGACGAUAUUCUGGGAGGCCUGGACGGCGGCGGCGGCGGCGGCGGCGGCAAGCCUGCCGCCGCGGCGCCGCACCCCCGCGCCGGCCUGCCCGCCCGCAGGCAGCUGCAGGCUGCCGCCAGCCGCGCGGCAGUCGUGACACCCAAGGCAGCCAGCCUCGCCGCCCUGUCUGCAGCCAAGCCGAGCACCGCGCGCACGCCGCCCGCUGCGGCAGGCGCAGGGCUGGGGCAGGCAGCAGGGGUUGAAGCUGCUGACGAGGAGAUGCUGCCGGCAAAUGAGCUGGGCGGCGAUGACGGCAUGCCAGCUGGCAUGGAGGAGGAAGAAAGCGACGUGGCGGCGCCAGCUCAGCACGACGCGCCGCCCACGCAGACUGCCCAGCAGCAGCAGCAGCAGCAGCAGCAGCAGCAGCAGCAGCAGGGCAAGCAGGGCACGCCCGGCGGCGCGGCGCCGGGCGGUGGCGGCGGCAAGGCUGCCUGGCGCACGCCCGCCCCGCUGGCGCCUGAGGCGCCCACGCCUGCCACCGCGGGGCCUGCCUCCGGCUGGCAGCUCAUGUAUCAGGAAGAAGAGGCAGAGGAGGCGGAGGAGGCGGCGGCGGGGGCAGGCGUCGCCGCGGUACCGGCGGCAGAGUGGUCCGACGAUGGUAGCCUGCCGCUGGACGGCGGCGGGCAGCUGCCUUUCUACCUGGUGGACGCCCACGAGGAAGCUGCCCAGCCCGGUACCGUCUACCUGUUUGGCAAGGUACCCCUGCAGGACCGUCACCUGUCCUGCUGCGCCAUCGUGCGCGGCAUGCAGCGCAACGUGUACGUGGUACCGCGCAAGGCGGUUGCAGGCACCGACAUCGCGGCGGCUGAGGCGGCGGCGGCGGCAGACCCGGCGGCGAGAAAGGAGCUGCUCCCCCUGCUGCAUCAAGCAUUCAGCGAGGUGAAGGCAGAGGUGCGCGGCCUGCUUGCGCAGCACCGGGUGACGCAGAUGAGCAUGAAGCCGGUGAAGAGGCAGUACGCGUUCGAGGACCCGGCGGUACCGCACGGCACCCAGUGGGUGCUCAAGGUCAAGUAUCCCGCCACCCAGCCCGCGCUGCCGCUGGGCCUGUCCGGUACCACCUUCUCCGCGCUGCUGGGUACCAACCAGUCCAUGCUGGAGGCGCUCUCUCUCAAGCGGCGCAUCAUGGGCCCCUGCUGGCUCAGCAUCAAGCACCCGCGCCGCGUGGCGGCAGAGGCGCAGGUGUCUUGGUGCAAGGUGGAGGUGGAGGUGGCUGGGCACAAGGAGGUGACAGCCAAUCCCGCUGACAACAAGGAGGCGCCGCCGCUGACGGUGGCGGCCCUGCACGUGCAGACGGCGGUGCCAGCUGGCGGCGCCGCCAACGAGGUGGUGGCUGCCAGCGUGGUGUACCUGCAGGCGGUACGGACCGACGGGCCCAUGGCGCAGGAGGAGUGGAACCACCCCUCCCAGCUGCGCCACUUCAGCGCGGUACGCCGCCUGGACGGCCACCCCUUCCCGCCAGGAUUUGACGCCGAGGUGCGCAAGGCCAACGAAUCCGACAUCGGGCGGCGCAACGGCGGCGCCAUGUUGUCCAUGCAGGCACGCUUCCUCCCCUGCCGCCACGCUUUCUUCCCGGUUCCAAACUGGAGCAGCCUGGGGCGACUCAAGCGCAGCCGCUUCCCCAGCCUGGGCGGCGGCGGGCAUCAGUUUGGCGGCGGCGCCGGCCCCGGCACGCUGUCGGUGGUGGCGGGCCGCCUCCUGUGCGACACUUACCUCUCUGCUCGGGAGCUGGUGCACCAGGUGGACUACACGUUGACCACGCUGGCGGGCGCCCUGCUGAAGCAGGAAAGGACGGAGCUGGGCCCCACAGAUGUCCCGGGUGGGUGGGACAAAGAGCAUCUGGCCAGGCGAGCCGCCGGCCCAGAGGAGGGCGAGGAGGGCGAGGAGGGCGGCGCGCCCAAGGCUGGAGGCAAGAAGUCGAAAGGGCCCCAGGCAAGCCCUCCACGCCGCGCCCACCUGGGUGCACCCUAUUACGCGGGCGGCCUGGUGCUGGAGCCGCGCAAGGGGCUGUACGACCGCUUUGUACUGCUGCUGGACUUCAACUCCCUCUACCCCUCCAUCAUCCAGGAGUACAACAUCUGCUUCACCACCGUGCAGCGCGGCCAGGGGCGCGAGAUCCUGCAGUCGACGGUCAACGUGGUGCAGGACAGCGUGGGGAAGGAGGUCAUCUACGGCGACACCGACUCGAUCAUGGUCUACACCGCCAGCACAGACCUGGCGGAGGUGGUCAAACUUGGUCAACAGAUCAAGCGGGAGGUCAACAAACGGUACCGCCUGCUGGAGAUCGAGAUGGACGGCGUGUUCAAGUGCAUGCUGCUGCUGAAGAAGAAGAAGUAUGCCAGCGUGAAGGUGGAGGUGCAGGCGGACGGCAGCACCGUGGAGCUCACCAAGCGACCGGACGACUACCCAGAUGCCAAGAACCAGCCCCACGUGCAGGUCGCGCUGCGGCGGCGCGCCUCAGGCAAGCAAAACGGCGUCAUGGCGGGCGAGACCGUGCCCUACAUCAUCUGCCGCGAGGCGGACGCCGACGGCGGCCUGGUACCGCUGGCGGCGGGGGGCGGCAAGGGCCUGGCCGACCGCGCUUUCCACCCCGAGGAGGUCAACGCCAGCUCAGCGCUGGUCGUCGACACAGAGUACUACCUCGCGCAGCAGGUCUUCCCAGUUGUCUCCCGCCUGUGCGCUCCCAUGGAGGGCACCGACGCCGGCCGCCUGGCAGAGUGCCUGGGGCUGGACGGGGCGCGGUUCCGGGCGGCGGCGGCGGCGGGGCGGGGGGAGGCGCGUGAGGACGCGCUGCUGGCGGCGGCGGCCAGCCUGGACGACGAGGACAGGUACAAAGACUGCCAGCCCCUGAUGCUGUCCGCCCCCGGCGGCGCCGCCCCCUGGCGCUUCCCCGGAGUGCGGGAGCUGCUCAAGCCGCACCCUCCGGUGGCCAUCGAUGCCGCGCUGCUGCCGCCGCCGCCGGGCGGCGGCGAGGGACAGGGCGACGGCGAGGGCGGUGCAUCGGCGGCGGUGGAGCCGCGCCGCCCGCUCUCCACCGCCGCUCUGUGCAACCAGGUGCGGCUGGCGCAGCGGGCGGCGAUACGGCGGUACUAUGAGGGACGGGUGCGGAGCGACGACGAAACAGCGCCGUGCGAAGGCCGCAACGUGUGCCUGGCGGUACGGGAGGAUGCGGCGCCGGGCAUGGUACCGCCCGACCUGCGCUGCACGGGGCACAUGCGGCUUGUGGUGGGGGAGGGAGAGCUGUACACGCAGGCCUCAGGCGGCGGGCUGGCUGCGGCGGCGGCAGGCGUGCAGCCCGCCAGGCUGUCCUACCUGCACCGCCUGUUUGAUGUGGAGGGCGUGCUGCACUCCCUGGAUAACCGCGAGGCGGCGGAGGCAGCUGCCCAGAAGCUGGCCCCGCUGCGCCCCGCGCUGGACGAGGCGGCGGCGGCGGCGGCGGCGCUGCGGGACGCCUCGGCGUACCGCUGGGUGGACCUGGGCGCCAUGUUUGGCCGCCUCGGCGCCAUGCUGGCUGCUGGGUAG
Chlorella variabilis is the source of this 4029-nucleotide messenger RNA. RefSeq lists its product as hypothetical. The transcript is spliced from 25 exons. The record is from RefSeq and is a predicted model, not a curated record. Gene Ontology annotation, molecular function: DNA replication origin binding; pyrimidine nucleotide binding; DNA-directed DNA polymerase activity. Gene Ontology annotation, cellular component: alpha DNA polymerase:primase complex. Gene Ontology annotation, biological process: lagging strand elongation; mitotic DNA replication initiation; DNA replication. The coding region runs from base 1 to 4029 and encodes 1342 amino acids. NCBI's taxonomy places the organism in Eukaryota, Viridiplantae, Chlorophyta, Trebouxiophyceae, Chlorellales, Chlorellaceae.